Harpia harpyja (harpy eagle) is the source of this 2291-nucleotide messenger RNA. It is a transcript of the gene N4BP2L1, whose product is annotated as NEDD4 binding protein 2 like 1. The record is from RefSeq and is a predicted model, not a curated record. Lineage: Eukaryota; Metazoa; Chordata; Aves; Accipitriformes; Accipitridae. The coding region runs from base 1062 to 1625 and encodes 187 amino acids. The transcript is spliced from 5 exons.
GAGCUAGAGAUGACAGAAUUAAGCCUUUUCUGUCUGUGUGUCUGGUUUUUGCCGGUAACCUCGAGGCACCUUUUCCCUUGCAGUUGCUCAAUUAGAUAAGACAUUGAGAAAUAGUUGUUUUGCGGCUUAUGGGGAUGGAAGAGAAGCAUUUUAACAGGGAAGCUGAAAUAAGUCUGAGGGACUGGAGACCUGUGUGUGGUGUGAGAUAGCAGGGCAGCAGCAUUCAUGUCUGAGAGCCACAAGGUUUCUCAGUUGGCCUUACUUUCUUUUCCAGAGACAUUGUGGGCUUUAGGGAGACGGAGAGUAGUGAGAUGAUGCUGUGGGCUCUCCCUGACUUCUUGCAGAGACUCCCUCCUCCCUCAACACUCCCUUCAUUGAAAAAAAUAGACAAUUGUCUAUGGACACAAAUAAGUCUGGAUUGCACACAAACGGGAACACAAUUUUGCAUUAAGAUUAUUUUUUUUUUAAUGCUCUCUAAGGACUGGCAGAGGAAUGCUUCAUAUUUAAGCCACCACCUAAGCCAGCGCUUCCACCUCCUAGAGCCCGUCACUGUCUGCGAGGCAGCUGGUCAGCUUACGGCAGGACACGCGUCCACCCGCCACGGGCAUCCUGGGUCUGAAUGAGCAUCGCGGUGGGGACGCAUGAGUGUGAAGAGAAGGGGGAUUGCCCUGUGCCACUCACCACAGGGGACCGGUUUUAUGGAUCUGUUGCAUUUGGGGCUGCCAAUCUAGGCAAUUCAGAUUUGUUUAUAAAAUAUGUUUGAAAGCUGAAAAUAAAUAAAAAUUAUUCAACCCUACAAGGGGAGGAUUAAGUAAAACAGGGACAAGUGAAAAGGAGAAAGAACCAUAAAAUUGAAAAAAAUAACAAGAAAUAUUGACUGAUCACUUGGAUAUUUGUUUGCAAAUUACAAAAAAAAGUACUAUGUGCUUCGUAGCCAAAAAAAAGAAAAGGAAAAAAAAAAAAAAGAACAAGACAAACUGCUGGUAACAUUGAUCAUCUUUGCUAAAUGACAAAUCAUUCUUCCCGGUUAUCUUAAAAAAUCUCUCUGUAGCAAAACUCCCAUGGUCAAAUUGUCUUUUGAGCCCAACUUCCAUGGGAUUAGCAGACAGCUGAAACGUGACUAUCCCAGUGCUGUAGUUCUUAGUACUGAUGACUUCUUUAUCGAAAAUGGCGUAUACAUGUUUGAGCCUGACUUCCUAGAGGAUGCACACAAAUGGAACCAAAAGAGAGCACACAAGGCAAUGAAGAAUGGGAAAAGCCCCAUCAUUAUUGAUAAUACCAACAUCCAUGCUUGGGAGAUGAAGCCGUACGUGCUGAUGGCACGUGAAAAUGGAUAUGAAGUUAUAUUCCAAGAACCAGAUACGCCCUGGAAGUUCAAUGUUCAAGAACUGACAAGAAGGAAUAUUCAUCACGUCCCUCGACAAAAGAUACAACGGAUGAAAGAACAAUAUGAGCACAAUGUUACCUUCCACAGUGUUCUUCGGGCUGAAAAACCAAGCAGAGAUGAGAGAAGCUCCAGUGGACCAAAUGCAGCUUAUGGCAUGGGUGCCCAUUCCAACCGCCCUCCAGCCUUCUCAAACAGAAGACUUCAGGUAGCACGUACAAACAACAUGCCAUUUAACUGAAGAGGUGGAUUCCUCAGUGUAUAUUUUAAUGAUCAGGGUAUAAAAGUCUCUAGUUUUACAUUUUUUCUAAACUUUUUUAUUCUUGUAUUUUUCUACUACAUUUUUAAAUUACUGUUUUCUUAGAAAUCUUUAAAUGUCACUGGAUUAUGAUCUCACAGCUCUACAUGACUAAUCUAAGAACACUAUCCCCAGUACAAACUGUACUCCCUCUCAUCUGUCUUCCUCCACAAAAAUCCAUUCAAGCUUACAGUGAAAUUUACUGGCUGUAACACACUUUUUGGUUGUUUGGUUUUUUUUUCCUGCAUCGCGCUCUGUCGCUAAUAGAUAAAAUAUUCCUAAAUUCUUUCUUUCUUACGGGCCAUGUGGCCAAUUCCUUCUCCAUGCAGUUGUCAUUUCUUGCCAUUUUAAUACUUUAUAUCUGGCUGUAUAACCUUUUGUAUCAUCUUGCCUAGAGCAUUACUGCUAGCUUUAAGAGAGGCAAAGUGAAUGGUGGAAAAGGGAGCUCUAACAGAUUGUAGGAAGGUGCGAUGCUGUUCCUUAUCUACAUGUCUGCUGUCUGGAUCCAGAUGGGUGAGAAAAGAAGCUAUCCUGCAGUAGUUUUAUCCAUAUUGUUAAAUUCUGCUGAUUAUGUCCUCAUUAAAAACCCUUGUGAAACAUUUUUAAAAC